GAAACUCGAAUUGGUUAUGGAAAGCGGACGUUUUGUUUACAGGCUGCUUAACAUCAGUCGAAAAGGAACUACCAGGAACACAGAGUACCGCUACAAAGGCAAAGCAGUACCCGGUAGAUUUAAAGAUAAUGGACCGGGACAUAGAAAAAGGGUAUAAAUUACAGCAGCUAUAGUGAAAGCUGCUGCUUAGCCGAUCGGUGAACUGGACAGCGGGAGUCAAAUUCCAUCGGAUGAAGGAGGAGCAGGAUCUCUGCCCAUUGCAACAGGAGACAUAACGGUAUAAAAGCCACAGUAAUUAAAGGGGGCUGUUUCCCCCCCAGAAUCCCUUGGAUUGUGUUUCUUUUUUCCCAUUUGAAUAGUCACUCCCUGAAUAUUUCGUUUUCUAUUUAGGUUUUCAGAAUGUUAGGCUGUCGAUGAAAAGCUUUCAGUGAUGCGGGGAUUAAUAUGACGGGGGAACGGGAGCCACUGUGGACACGCGGCUUGUGGGGCCGUAUUGCAUAAGCGACCCGUUCGGAGCCCCCCCUAGAAACGGGAGGCGUGUGCUUUGGAAACUAUUUUGAAGGGAAACGCUUUCUCCAACGAAACGGAAAUGACUUCAGCUGGAGGAACGGAGAUCGGCCGCUUUGUUUCGGCCGUGGGGGAGUCCGUCUUCGGGAAUAUGUCACGUCGUACCCAGCUCGCCGUCUAAAGCGUUUGGACCGUGAGGAUCUCACCCGAAAGCAUGUUUGCCGGGAUGGUUCGGCUGGAGACGUGGUCCCCCGAGGCUGACAGCGCUGCCCUGCCGUCGCACCCGGAGAUGAGGAGAGCAGGUGGUCGGGUCACGGUGCCAGCAGGUCGAGGCUCCCGAAAGAGGCUUCCCAGGAGACCGGGGUAUAUGAGGCCGGAUCUGCAUCGACAUUCAUGGAGUGCAAUCGAAGGGGAGUGCCAGAGCCCCAGUGUGACCAAUGGGGAGGCUUGCCACGCUGUGAGUGACAGCCAUCACACAGCUGUGCAGUCCGGCCUGCUGAAGCUGACCCAUCCUCCUUCCAGUGAAGUCUUCAAGCCCAGCCUGUGCCUUAACAGCGGGAUUUCGCUCUCCACCCUCCCCCAAGAGGCCUGCAGACCCACCCCCAGGGAAGCUCCUAAUCGGGGACAUCGCCCAGGCCCUCAUUCUCCGAAACCCGUGAAGAAUAUUCAGAGCUCGCCUCAUCGGGAGCAAUUUAACUCCAGUUUCAGCUUCAUCAGACUCUCGCUUAGUGGCAGCCAAGAGAUGGAUGCUUGUCCAGGUUCCCCUGCACAAUCAGAACCCGUUUCGGUCCCUCUGGCUCAAUCAGAACCUGCAUGUGUUCCACUGGGCCAAUCAGGACCCGUCACUGAUAUCAGUGGCUGCUCAUUUAGCGUCUUAGGUUCCCAGCCUGCUGCCUCAAAAGCAGAUAGGACUCGCAGGCGUUCAUUUAGCAGAGAUUUGUGGGGAGAGGGUGAGGUCUUGCUGUGCAAUGGUCCGGAAUGCCAGGCCGCUCCGGCCUCAAGCCCCGCCCACUCCAGGGUCCGUCUCCCUGACUCCGACGCCGGCUCUGUGGAUGCCGAGGCCGCCUCCUCCCUGUCGGCCGACUCCUCCUCUGACUCCACCUCGGGCUCCUCCGUCACCUCGGGCUAUGAGAGCGCCGUGCCCUGCGGUGACCACGGCUGGGAGGCCCUGGCCAAGAAGUACGAGGGCGUCCUGCAGGAAUGCCUGCAGGGAAAUCAGGCCAGUGCCAAGAUCGAGUCGAUGAUGAUGAAAUUGCAAGGCCUUCAGCAAAAGGCAGUGCUGGAAGACGACUAUGACACGGCGGAGCGCUUUGGGAGGAAACUGGAUGAGCUGCGGCAGGAGAGGAGCACGCUGGUGCGGGGCCUGCCCUCCAAGCACCCCUCUGUGUCCCGCCUCCUGGAGCGCCUGCUGGUCGCCGUGCGGAGUGCCCUGCAGGGGGCAGCGGUGGGCAGCAGAGAGGGCGACGGUUCCGUCGAUGGCGAAAAGGGAGCUUCGUCGUCGGGCCAGGAAGGUGCUCAGCGCCCCCUGCUGUGGAGAGACCAUCUGCUCAGAGAGAAGCGGCUGGUCGAGGAGGAGAUGCAGGACCUGCAGCGGCGGCUGGCCAGCCUGCGGCAGAGGAGCGCGCAACUGCAGCAGGAGCUCCUGCAGGAGGAGCGGCUACUGGGGGGCGAAGAGGACGAAGGGUCAGCCUUGUGGCACUGUAGCCCCGCCCAGCUGCACGAGCUCGGCCGGGCGCUGGAGGACACGGUGACAUCAGAGCACCGCGCACGGCUCUGCACUCGCUGGCCCCUGGCCGUGCUCAGACUGCAGGAGAGGGAACAAGCCUUGAACACAUCCAUCAGAGAGGCUACAGCCAAAGUGGUUAUGAGUCAGAAGCUGGGCAGCAGUCUGCGGAGGAAGGUCAGCGAGAGUGAGACGCAGCUGUUGGCUCUGCACGAGGCCAAGAUGGCCGCCAUCUCAGGGGGCGACUUCUCUAGCGCAAAGGAGGUGAAGGUGGAGAUGAGGUGUCUGUGUGGGGAGCGGGACCGUCUGGAGGCUCUGGAGAGACUGCGGGCUCUGAGCGCGAGGAGCAGCCAGGAGCUGGCCAGGAUGAAGGAGGAGCAUGGCCUCCUCAAGAGGGAGCUGCAGGAGAGGGAGGGCGCGCUUCG
Messenger RNA from Brienomyrus brachyistius, 2655 nucleotides. RefSeq names its product disrupted in schizophrenia 1 protein-like. The record is from RefSeq and is a predicted model, not a curated record. Gene Ontology annotation, biological process: neuron migration; cilium assembly. Lineage: Eukaryota; Metazoa; Chordata; Actinopteri; Osteoglossiformes; Mormyridae. Gene Ontology annotation, cellular component: mitochondrion; microtubule; intermediate filament cytoskeleton.